AUGGCUGAGUCUGCAGUUUAUUUUCUGAUUGAAAAGCUUACAAUCUUAUUGUCUGAAAAGGCAAAAUUGUUCAAAGGCGUCAGGAAGGAUUUUGAGUACGUCAGGGAUGAACUUGAGAGGAUGAUAGCUUUCCUGAGAGUUGCUGACGGCUUUGAAGAGAGUGAUCCAGAGCUAAAAGUCUGGGUUAAGCAGGUGCGAGAAAUUGCUAAUGACACUGAAGAUGUCAUCGACGAGUUCUUGCUCCACUCUACACUUAAUCAUGGCAGGCAUGGAAUCCAUGGUUUUCUUGGUGAAUUAUGUUCUUCUCUCAAAAACUUUAUAUUCACCCCUAAAGUUGCCUCUGAAAUACGAAGCAUAAUAUCCAGAGUGAGGAAUAUUGCAGAAGGACAUCAGAGAUAUUGUUACAAGUUGAGUAUUCAAGAGCAAGGCUCAAGUUCAGGUUUUGUAGACUAUUCAGUGAAUGAUUGUCGUGGAGAUGCGCUUCUACUAAAAGAAGGUGAGCUUGUGGGCAUCGAACACCACAAACAGAACCUGAUUCGGAUGCUUAUUGAGAAGGAUCUUGGACUUAAAGUGAUUUCGGUAGUUGGGAUGGGAGGUUUGGGGAAAACCACGCUGGUUAAGAGAUUGUUUGAUGAUUCUGUAGUGAAGAAACACUUCCAGAACCAUGCCUGGUUAACUGUCUCUCGGUCGUUUAAGAUUGAGGAUCUUCUAAAAGACACAAUUCAGCAACUUUUUGAUGAAAUCAAGCAACCCUUACCUGAAGGAACUGGUUCCAUGAACAGUAAUAGGCUAAAAGAAAUUAUCAGAGAAUUCCUACUUGGAAGAAGGUACGUGCUUGUGUUUGAUGAUGUGUGGAGCAUUCCAGCAUGGGAAGCCAUCAAAUAUGCACUGCCGAAUGAGAACCAUGGAAGCCGUAUUAUCCUCACAACACGGCUCAUUAAUGUGGCAUCCUCAUCUUGCAUUGAAACUAAUGGAUUCGUGUAUGAAUUGAACCCAUUGUCCGAAGAGGAGUCUUGGACUUUGUUUUGCCAAAAGACAUUUCAGGGGAACUCAUGUCCUCAUCAUUUGAUUGAAAUUUGUUCAAAUAUCUUAAGAAAAUGUGGGGGUUUGCCACUGGCAAUUGUGGCCAUUGGCGGGCUUUUGGCAACAAAGAACAUGUCGAGAGUAGGUGAAUGGGAAAUGCUCAAUCACAGCCUGGGGCCGGAAUUAGAAGGCAACGAUGCACUUGAGAGCAUGAAAAACAUUUUGCUGCUCAGUUUCAACGAUCUGCCGUACUAUCUAAAACCAUGUUUCCUGUAUUUAAGCAUUUAUCCAGAGGAUCACUUGAUUGAGCACAAUACCCUGAUUCGACUAUGGAUAAUGGAAGGUUUUGUGAAGCAAAAAGAGGGUAGGACAUUGGAAGAAGUUGCAGAAGGAUAUCUUAAUGAGCUCAUCAACAGAAGCCUGGUUGUUAUGGUGAAGACCAAUGAUGAUGGAAGUUUGAAAUAUGGACAGAUCCAUGACUUGUAUAGGGAGGUCAUUCUUUCAAAGGCACGAGAACAGAAUCUUGUUACUACCAAUGAACAGAAGACAAUGUGGCCUACAAGGGUUCGACGGUUAUCAAUACACAACACCUUGGAACAUGUAAAAAAGGAAAGGUAUGGCACUCGAGCCCGUUCUUUGCUUACCUUCGGUGUCACAGAUGUCCAAUCCAUGCUGAACAUUCUUCAGUUGCUGAGCAGCUUUAGGAUGCUCAAGGUUUUAUCUUUAAAAGAUGUUCCCCUGCCGGCAGUUCCAAAGGCAAUUUUCACAAUGUUACAUUUAAGGCACCUGAGCUUGAGAAAUACGAAAGUGAAAGUUCUUCCAGGAUCUAUUAAGAAGCUCAAAAUGCUAGAGACAUUGGACCUUAAGCAGACUUAUAUAACCGAGUUGCCUGUCCAGAUCCUAGAGCUCCAUCAUCUGAGCCAUCUAUUAUUAUAUCGUCAUGUAGUAUACUCUUAUCUGCCUUAUGAUUGUGCAUAUGGUUUUAAGGCAAUUAAAGGGAUAGGAAGAUUGAUAUCGUUACGAAAACUGGGCUACAUGGAGGCUAGCUGUGGGAGUGACACGAUUAAAGAAAUAUCGAUGAUGACAGAACUAAGGAGACUGUGCCUAACUAAAUUGAGAAGGGAAGAUGGAAUGGCCGUCUGCUCAUCCAUCGAAAAGCUCCAUAAUCUCCGUUCACUGAACUUAAAAUCAACAGAAGAAGACGAGGUACUCGAUCUUCAAUAUCUGUCUUCUCCUCCCCCUUUUCUUCAGAGAUUAUACUUGACAGGAUGCAUAGAAAAGUUCCCAAUUUGGAUACAAUCUCUUCACAGCCUGAUAAAAGUGUACUUCAGAUGGAGUAAGUUAAGGGACGAUCCGCUUCAGUAUCUCCAAGAUUUGCCCAGUCUCGUCCAUCUUGAAUUUCUUGUGGGUUUUACAGGAGAAGAACUCUGUUUCAAGGCUGGAAAGUUUCAGAGACUUAAACUAUUAAAUUUUGACAAACUAGAACCUCUAAGGAGGGUAGUAGUUGAGGAGGGUGCAAUGCCUCAUCUUGAAAAACUAGUUAUCCAGAGAUGUAACUUGCUAGAGAGAAUUCCUCAAGGAAUUGAACACCUUAUUGAACUGAAAGUUGCUGAAUUUUUCGACAUGCCGGAUGAAUUUAUUAAAACAAUGGAUCCACACAGACUAGGUGAAGAUUACUGCAAAGUUGCCCAUAUUCCUGAAGUAUAUUACACAUUUUGGCGGGAUGGAGGUUGGGAAAUCUAUCCAUUAGAGCAAAAUCCUGCAGAUAUGAAUUUUCGACAGCCUAGAACUGUCAUUAGAACUCAAGGACGACGGAAUUCACUGUGA
Fraxinus pennsylvanica is the source of this 2850-nucleotide messenger RNA. The record is from the annotation of a GenBank genome assembly. NCBI's taxonomy places the organism in Eukaryota, Viridiplantae, Streptophyta, Magnoliopsida, Lamiales, Oleaceae.